CGGUCUGUCAUCGAUCCGGACUGAUCGCCUGUCACGAGCUUGUAGAAAUAUAAACAUCUUGUUUAAAGUUUUAAAGUCACAUUAAAAGACGCUCAAAUAAAGGCACGUCGUGUGUUAUGCACGCGCCGGUGUCAAUAAAAUUCAAAUUGUUAGUAAUUGGUUUUAAAUAAGAACUUGCAUAAGCACCCAGCAAAGGAACCACGUGAGAAAUGAGGCACAGUUACAAAAGCACUAACGCAGAUCAGAAACACCUACAACCUUGACUGAGCACGACAGCGGUGCAUUAUGCAAUUAUUAUCAGAAUCUAGAACAGGUUUAAUAAUGUCAUGAAGGGCUAGAAUGACGACGGGACGAUGCAUUUCGCAGACUUCUUUGCAGGAUCAUUUGGAGGAGCGUGUGGUGUGGCGGUCGGUUAUCCACUGGAUACUGUCAAAGUCAGAAUCCAAACACAGAAACAGUUCGCUGGAAUCUGGCACUGCAUCGUAACCACCAUCAAAAAAGAAGGGGUUCAUGGCUUCUUUAAGGGGAUGGCUUUGCCGAUCACGACUAUAUCCCUGACGUCCUCUGUGGUGUUCGGCUCCUACAGGAACUGUCUGCAGUGUUUGGCUCAGAUGCGCGGGAACGGCGCUCCCAAAACAAAGCUCGAUGUGUUUCUGUCGGGUCUGGCGGCCGGAGUGGCACAGGUGUCUGUAAUGUCGCCGGGAGACUUGGUGAAGGUUCGUCUUCAGUGUCAGACGGAGAGCAAGAGAAGCGGACUCCAUCCCAAAUACAGCGGUCCGGUCCACUGUGUGCUGAGCGUGGUCCGAGACGAGGGCGUCUCCGGUCUCUACAGAGGAGCUGUUCCUCUGGCUCUCAGAGACGGCCCGGCGUUUGCCACAUACUUCCUGACCUACAGCUCUCUGUGUUCACUGCUCACACCUGCAGGACAGAGAGAGCCAGAGUGGACGGCGGUGCUGUUGUCCGGUGGAUUGGCAGGGACGGCCGGCUGGUCAGUCGGGACACCCAUGGACGUGAUCAAAGCCCGUCUGCAGAUGGACGGCGCUGGAGGAGCGAGGAGAUACCGAGGACUGCUUCACUGCGCGAGCGAGACGCUCCGGAGCGAAGGACCCGGGAUCUUCUCCCGAAGCCUGGGAAUAAACUGCCUGCGAGCGUUUCCCGUCAACAUGGUGGUGUUCGCCGUCUACGAGGUUUCCGUCCGGGGUCUCAGCUCAGCGUCUCUGGAUCGACUCUAGCCAUCGUGUGUGUGUGUGUGUGUGAUGCACAUUGGGUUUUGUCUUGGAAAUGUGUGCAUGGUUUGUUGUGACCCUCUCUGUGAAAUUAUGAGAUGACAAGCAUCAAAGUUUGAUUUCACCCUGAUUUCAGUCUUUAACAUGCUCAGAAAUAAAGACAUCAAGGUUGCAUUUUCACAGAGACUUUAGCUGGGUUUCGUAAGGAACACAUCCCAGAUAUAUUUUACCCCGAAAACUUGUAUUUGUUUUACACAACAUUUUAUAAUAUGCCACCCUUGAUUUAUUAGAAUAGGAAUAUGUUUAUGAGCAUUAAUGGAGAUGAAUUAAAAUUAAAAUGUUUCAGUAUUUCUAUAGAUAAUAGAACUGUGUUAUAAUUGAAAAAAAGGGAAAAUAUUUCACUUAAAGUCAGUUAUAAUAGAAAUUGAAGAAAAUGUGCUUCAUUUUUAUAAAAUACUCUCACAAUGCAAUAAUAAAAAUAAAAAAAACAAGGCUUCACUUUCAUCAAAUGAAAUAUAAUUUCUCAUUUGUUUUCUCAUUAUAGGAAAGGAGUAAGUUUACGUUGAUUAUAAUUGUUAAACCAAAGCCGUAAAACAGUUGUGUUACCUGAAAAGAAAUGUGGCCAUCAUGAAGAUCAGAAGAGUUGUUCUGGUUUUGGAUGCUGUCUGAAUCAUCACUAUCUCUGUUAGGAGACUGAAUGUGUCUUGCUUCAUUAUGAACGAUUAAAGAUGAAUAUUGCUGACUGUUUGGCUGCUGUAGAGAGA
Carassius auratus (goldfish) is the source of this 1990-nucleotide messenger RNA. It is a transcript of the gene slc25a47a, whose product is annotated as solute carrier family 25 member 47a. The record is from RefSeq and is a predicted model, not a curated record. The coding region runs from base 354 to 1232 and encodes 292 amino acids. Gene Ontology annotation, biological process: transport. Gene Ontology annotation, cellular component: mitochondrion. NCBI's taxonomy places the organism in Eukaryota, Metazoa, Chordata, Actinopteri, Cypriniformes, Cyprinidae. Gene Ontology annotation, molecular function: transmembrane transporter activity. The transcript has 6 exons.